UAUUCUUUAUUAUACAGUUGUCCUGGAGGAAAGAAUAGCUCAAAAGCUUGUCCAGAAGGUUAUUAUAAUGACAGGACUGGCCAAUCUGAUGUAGGGGACUGCCAGGUAACACUAGUAUCUUUGCUUUCCUAUUCACCACUUUGGGAAAAAAACUUUGGAAAUGGGAAGACUUUUGAGGCUGUUACUAGGGACAGAGAAAAUAUUGGCCGACAGCUGUCUGGGGGAUUCCCAGACACAUUUCAGACACAUUUUGGGUUCAGUUUAUAGACUGAACAAUAUUUUAAGAGAAAGGUUUUGACUGAAUGUUUUUUGUUCUGAUUUAUAGGAAUGUCCUGCUGGGUUUUAUUGCCCUGAUAAAGGCCAAUCACCAAAACCUUGUGAUGUUGGUUUCUAUAGCAACAGCACAGGACAAAUAAAAUGUCUUAUCUGCCCAGAAGGUUUCCGUUGUGAGAAUCUUGCGUCAAAACCCACUCCAUGUGCUGAGGGGUUCUACAGUGCGGAGGGAAACACAACUUGUACAAUAUGCCCUGGGGGUUACCAGUGUCCAAAUGGUAUAUCUCCAGUGGUUUGUCCAACUGGACAAUUUGCAUCCAUUGGCUCUACGUCUUGUAAGGCAUGUCCUGCUGGUCAUCGAUGCCCUAGGCAGGGAAUGUCUGCACCAGAAAGCUGCCCAGAUGGACAGUACACGAACCAAACAUUACAGACUGGGUGUAACACUUGUGAAGCUGGUAGGGAGUGUCCAAAUGGUGACCGUUCUUUGUCAUGUCCAGCGGGUUAUUUCAGUAAAUACGGACAGUCCAACUGUACAGCGUGCCAAUCAGGGGAAUAU
Porites evermanni is the source of this 829-nucleotide messenger RNA. NCBI's taxonomy places the organism in Eukaryota, Metazoa, Cnidaria, Anthozoa, Scleractinia, Poritidae. The record is from the annotation of a GenBank genome assembly.